AUGUCAACUGAAGAAUCCUAUUUUUCUUCAGAAUCCGACCCGGAUUCCGAGGAAGAUAUUGCUGAUUCUGAAGAAAACACCUCUGGAAUAUUAUUUUUUAAAAGAUCCCCGAACGAUGAGUCUAGACUGGCACGCAAUAGCAUAAUUUACAAGAGGAAUUCCUUAGAGAAGGGCCUGACUAAGGAUAAAAGAGUUACUGUUCAACAGGUUUUAGACAAAAGAACAUAUAUAAGGUUAAAAAGAUUACAUGGUCGUGGUAUUUUUGACUUCAUAUACGGAGUUAUAAGCACCGGUAAGGAAGCCAAUGUUUACGAAGCGGAAGGUACACUUCUAUCAACAAAGCAUAGAAUUGCAAUUAAAGUUUAUAAAACUUCAAUUCUGAUUUUUAAAGAUCGAUCAAGAUAUAUUGAGGGGGAAUUUAGAUUCAGGAGAUCAUAUGUAGGAACUAAGAAUCCGAGAAAAAUGGUUAGCCAAUGGGCUGAAAAGGAAUUUCGAAACCUUCGUAGAAUAUCUUUAUCAGGAAUUUAUUGCCCUUGCCCUAUAGCUCUUAAGGACCAUAUUCUGGUAAUGGAGCUAAUCCAUGACUCGAAUGGAAGAAUUGGAACAAAAUUAAAGGAUUUAGGUCAGCUGCCUGUAUCAGAAUGGCUUCUAAUUUACUCUCAAGUCAUUUCAAUCAUGAGAAUCUUGUACCAAGAAUCCAAGCUCAUCCACGCAGACUUUUCCUCAUAUAACCUUCUCUACUCAGAAUCCAGGGUUGUUGUUAUAGACGUUUCUCAGGCUGUUGAAAAUGACCACCCAAACUCAAUGUACUUUUUGAAGAGGGAUUGUGAAAAUAUAACUACUUUCUUUACCACAGUUUCAUUUGAUAAUCCAAAUGAAGAAGAUUCCGAUUUUUCUAUUGAUUGUGACCACUCUGACAGUGUAUUACAAAACUCUUUCAAUAUACUGACGUCGUUUCAGCUGUUUAAUUUUAUAACUAUGGAACUUGAUCUUGGAAAUGAGUUGAGAGUGGAGUCGUUGGAUGAAAAUGUAGAUGAAUACGUUAAUAAGAUGGUUUAUACGUCAAAAAAUGCCAAGGUUGAUCACUUAAGGGAAGUCAUAAUGAAGAAAAGGUUGUUAUACAACGCCUUUUACAAUCAUGUAUAUAACUUGUUACUCAUUAAGGAUCCUAUAAUUUUCAUCAAAGAACCUUUUGAGAGUGUAAACUUCAUUUCAAACCAGGCUUCAUGGAGUUCGCUUAAUCAUCUAAACCUUUCAUCCUUAACUGUGGACAUUUUGGACAGGUUGGAGAGGGAAAACAAUUUACCAGAACCUAAUAAGACUAAUUAUGGUAAUGAGGAUUCUUUAUUUGAAGAUAAUCUUGAUUCUAAUAGUUCGUCUGAUCAGGAUGUUGAAUCACCUGAGGAUAACGUCAAGUUUAACGGGAAGAUACCAGAAGGGAUUGAUCCUAAGGAGUGGAAAAGGAUGGUUAAGCAAAUGAACAGAGAACGUAGAGAACACAAGAUACCCAAACAUAUUAAAAAGUCAUUUAAAAACAAGCACAGCUAA
Messenger RNA from Theileria annulata, 1548 nucleotides. RefSeq names its product protein kinase, putative. The record is from RefSeq and is a predicted model, not a curated record. Gene Ontology annotation, molecular function: ATP binding; protein serine/threonine kinase activity. The transcript has a single exon. Gene Ontology annotation, biological process: protein phosphorylation. Bases 1 to 1548 code for a protein of 515 amino acids. Lineage: Eukaryota; Apicomplexa; Aconoidasida; Piroplasmida; Theileriidae.